Molecule: messenger RNA, 1474 nt
Organism: Nothoprocta perdicaria
Lineage: Eukaryota; Metazoa; Chordata; Aves; Tinamiformes; Tinamidae
Gene: LRRC47
Product: leucine rich repeat containing 47
Exons: 7
Biological process (GO): phenylalanyl-tRNA aminoacylation
Molecular function (GO): RNA binding; phenylalanine-tRNA ligase activity; protein binding
Source: RefSeq, a predicted model, not a curated record
CUCUCCGGCAACCGGCUGCGCGCGCUGCCCGGCGGGCUCGUGCCGCCCGCCGCCGCCCAGCCCUUCCCGCUGCUCAGCCGCCUCGAGGCGGCCGACAACGAGGUGGCCGAGCUGGGCGCCGCCAUCGCCGCGCUGCCCGCCCUCAAGAGCCUGGACCUCUCCAACAACCAGCUCACGGAGCUGCCGGCCGAGCUGGCCGAGUGCCCCCGGCUGAAGGAGAUCAACUUCAGGGGCAACAGGCUGAGGGACAAGCGCCUGGAGAAGAUGGUCAACGGGUGCCAGGCCAAGGCCAUCCUGGAGUACCUGCGGGCGGGCGGCCGCGGGAAGGGCAAGGCCGAGAGCGCGCGGGAGGACGCCAGGAGAAAGAAGAGAGAGAAGCGCCAGAAGAAGGAGGGCGGCGACGGGGAGCAGGACGAGCUGGAAGACGUCAGCCGGCUCCUGGUCAGGGUGCUGCACGUGUCCGAGAACCCUGCGCCCGUGACGGUCAGAGUGAGCCCGGCCACCAGGGACGUGCGGCCCUUCAUCGUGUGCUGCGCGCUCCGAGGAGUCACCCUGGAGCCCGGCAACGCUCUCAAGAGGUUCCUGGCUGCCCAGACCAAACUGCACGAAGACAUCUGUGAAAAGCGAACAGCGGCCACCAUUGCCACCCAUGACUUGCAGCUGAUCAGAGGUCCUCUGACGUACAGUGUCCAGCCUCCCGAUGAAUUGAAGAUAACGCCCCUGGGUCGGAAGGAGAUCAAGGCAAAGGAUCUUGUCCGUCAGCUGCAGUUAGAAGCUGAGGAGCAGCGGAAACAGAAGAAGCGCCAAAAUAUCUCUGGAUUGCACAAGUAUCUUCAGUUACUGGAUGGCAAAGAUAACUACCCGUGUCUUGUGGAUGCUGAAGGCGUUGUUAUUUCCUUCCCGCCAAUAACCAAUAGUGAAAAAACAAAGAUUAAAAAAAGCACGUGUGAUCUGUUUCUAGAAGUGACAAGUGAUGCCAGUUUACAGAUAUGCAAAGAUGUCAUGGAUGCACUAAUUCUGAAAAUAGCAGAACUAAACAGAUUCACCUUGGAAAACAGGGAAGACAACUCCGCCUCAGAUAAUGAAUCUGAUGCUCUUUGUGGGCCAGUGAAUUUGAAUCCCGAGCAAAAUGUGCAGCAGACCAAUUCUCCGUUGGUAGUAGAGCAGGUUCGAGUGGUGGACACAGAUGGAAACUUGAAAGUGGUUUAUCCUUCAAAAACUGACCUAGCCACAGUUUCUUCUCUUCUGACUGUACUGCGUUAGCAGCUGUUGACCUAAGAGAAGGAUUCGGUUUUCAUCUUCUUCAUGUUCAAGAAUGCAACUUGUACACAGUGAGAUUGUUACUUUCUUUUUCUUUAAGAAAAAUGCAGUGUGUCAUGCCUUGGUAUGUAAAACUUUCAAAUUUGAUCGAACUAUGCGAAGGAAUAUUACAUUCUUUCAGCCUUAAUAAAAAUUUACCACUGGUAAUUACCUC